AUGGCCGACGUUUUCAGAUAUUGUACUGUCCGAGCAGUGGCGUCGCUGCUUUUCGAUACCGGUAAAGUACCGCAACCAGUCUAUGGGGAGCCUAUCCGAACUGAAACUUUAUGCUCAGCUGCUACAACGUCGGGUGCUUCCGCAGCAGCCAAAACUAGUAAAUACGAACUCCAUGGAUACCCCAUGGAUGUGCUGUUCGGAUCGAUAGAGCUUCCGUGGAGACUAAAAGCGAAAUUUAACAAGAUUUGUGCUGAACAGCAGUAG
Beauveria bassiana ARSEF 2860 is the source of this 264-nucleotide messenger RNA. RefSeq lists its product as uncharacterized. The coding region runs from base 1 to 264 and encodes 87 amino acids. The record is from RefSeq and is a predicted model, not a curated record. Lineage: Eukaryota; Fungi; Ascomycota; Sordariomycetes; Hypocreales; Cordycipitaceae. The transcript has 5 exons.